This is a messenger RNA of Megalops cyprinoides (Indo-Pacific tarpon), 4728 nucleotides long. It is a transcript of the gene pik3r3b, whose product is annotated as phosphoinositide-3-kinase, regulatory subunit 3b (gamma). Gene Ontology annotation, cellular component: phosphatidylinositol 3-kinase complex. Gene Ontology annotation, molecular function: protein binding; 1-phosphatidylinositol-3-kinase regulator activity. The record is from RefSeq and is a predicted model, not a curated record. Gene Ontology annotation, biological process: phosphatidylinositol phosphate biosynthetic process; insulin receptor signaling pathway. The transcript has 16 exons. NCBI's taxonomy places the organism in Eukaryota, Metazoa, Chordata, Actinopteri, Elopiformes, Megalopidae. Bases 948 to 3149 code for a protein of 733 amino acids.
CGCAUAUGGAAGUAUAAUUGUGGGGUCGGAAGAUAUACCUGCCAGACUACUUUUAAAGGUGAACAAACUGCACACGCCGCAGAGUCCUGCUUCUUCGGCGAGACUGUAAUUCACUGGCGACGGGGGUGUGGUUUCUGACAUCAUUCGUAUAAAUACUGUACUAGCUAGCUAUAGCACUGGGGCUGUGAGGUCGGAUUUAGCCACGCAUUUUCUACAAAGACGCUACAGACGUCCAUUGCAACGUUGUGUCCUGAACAAAAAAUAUUUCUUUGUCGGUCAGAAAUCGAGGCCAUUUGCUGUAACUGGAUUGCCGACCUUACGCGCAAAGACUAUCGCUUUCGGUGCAGAAAGGUGUGGAGGCUGUGUGACCUGGGCGCAAGGGCUUUAUAAAAAAAAGGAAGUGUAUUGGAAAGUGCUUGCCUGUCUGCAGUGGAUUUAUGUUGUCAGGUGCAGGUUUCCUCUAGCCACACCUGUGACUGAACUGUGAGAAUUCUUGAUAAAUGUUGCAUUGCCAUCUGUGGAACAGUGCCACCGCUGCAGAAUUUCAGGACGUUCUGCGCGGGCUGUAGGUCACGCAGUCCCGAAGCGUACCACCCUUCUCUCCCCUCGCCACCAACUCUCAACUUCUCUGUCCUGCUGUGCUGCAAUUUUGUUGCCAUCAACGUUUACCUGCCUAUUUUGUAAAUGCAGUCUAUAACUUUCUCGUGUACAUGUACCUUUAGGGUCUAAGCAUCAGAGUAUAUCAGUAUUGCACCAAAUAUUUUUUUCCCCCUCCCUUAGCAUAUGGUGCAGUUUUGGACUUUCAACCUGACUGCUGAAUGCAGAGUAUCUUGCCAGAAAUAUUAAUGGGCAGGUCAGACUGAGUAGCUUUUUAAGUUUUUUUUUUUCUGAAGGGAGACAGAAGCACAAUUCCUGCACACCCUUUAAGCUCAUGAGAUCCCCAGACCAUGGGCUCUGACGGCUUUCAGUACCGCGCGCUCUUCGAGUACAAGAAGGAGCGAGGAGAUGACAUUUCUCUGGAGCCUGGUGACAUCCUGACUGUGAGCAAGAUGUCCCUUCUGACACCGGAGUACCAAGAGGGGGACGAGCGGAGCCCCAAGGGCUGGCUGCACGGGACCAACGAGAGGACCAAAGAGAAGGGAGACUUCCCCGGCACCUUCGUGGAGUACAUGGGGCUGCUGAGGGUCGGCCCGCCCACUGUGAAGCCAUGGCCCAGACCGGUGCCUCCAACCCCAGGGGGACUGCAGGCGGCAGGGGCCACAGCCGCAGGAGGCUCCUCUGGGCAGGUGGAUCUCCCUGAUGCGCUGGGACUUCCGGACACAGCCCCUUUGGUGGUUCAGAGGCUCACCGAGGCACUGGAGAGACAAGGUUUGGAGAGCGACUCCCUCUACAGGGUGUCCUCUGGCCUCUCAGGACCACCGGAGCUUCGACAGGCCCUGGACACAGACCCAUCCUCAGUGGACCUGGACCAGUACGAGGUGGCCGUGUUGGCGGACACCCUGAGAGGCUACCUGCAGGACCUACCCUCUCCCAUCAUCCCAGCAGCCAUCUAUAGUGAGCUGGUCUACACAGCCCAAGAGACACAAAGCAUCGAGGAGUGUGGGCAACAGCUGAAGAGAAUUCUGGAGUCCCCCAGCAUCCCCCAGCCUAACCACCAGCUUCUGCUGCACCUGACCAGAUACCUGUGCAGAGUGGCUCAGGCUGGGACACAGAGCCAGGCGAGCCCCAGGCAGCUAGGCCAGGCCUUCAGUGAAGCGUUCUUUAAACACUCCCUCUCCAGUGCGGAUGUGAACCCUGAGCACCAUGUCAAGAUCAUUGAGGCCCUGAUCGUGGCAGGGGGCCUGGUGGAGAUGCAGGCCGCACCAGCUCUUCCUCCCAAGCCGGCCAAGCCCAUGACGCCCGUCAACAGCAGCGGCGCGAAGGAGGCGCCGGGAAGCUCGCUGCAGGAUGCCGAGUGGUACUGGGGCGACAUAUCAAGGGAAGAGGUCAACGACAAGCUCCGGGACAUGCCAGACGGAACCUUCCUGGUCCGGGACGCCUCCACCAAGAUGCAGGGCGACUACACGUUAACGCUGAGGAAAGGUGGCAACAACAAGCUGAUAAAGAUCUACCACCGGGACGGCAAGUACGGCUUCUCGGACCCGCUCACCUUCAGCUCAGUGGUGGAGCUGAUCAGCCAUUACCGGCACGAGUCCCUGGCCCAGUACAACACCAAACUGGACGUCAAGCUCAUGUACCCCAUCUCCCGCUACCAGCAGGAUCAGCUGGUGAAAGAAGACAACAUUGAUGCUGUCGGGAAGAAGCUUCAGGAGUAUCAUAAUCAAUAUCAGGAGAAGAGCAAGGAGUAUGACCGACUGUAUGAAGAGUACACAAAGACCUCACAGGAAAUCCAAAUGAAAAGGACAGCGAUUGAGGCGUUCAACGAAACCAUCAAGAUCUUUGAGGAGCAGUGUCACACCCAGGAACGCUACAGCAAGGAGUAUAUCGAGCGCUUCCGCAGAGAGGGCAACGAUAAGGAGAUUGAGAGGAUCAUGAUGAAUUACGAGAAGCUCAAGUCCCGCCUGGGCGAGAUCCAUGACAGCAAGACCCGCCUGGAGCAGGACCUGAAGACGCAGGCGCUGGACAACAGGGAGACGGACAAGAAGAUGAACAGCCUGAAGCCAGACCUCAUCCAGCUGCGCAAGAUCAGGGACCAGUACCUUGUCUGGCUCAAUCACAAAGGAGUGCGUCAGAAACGAAUUAAUGACUGGCUCGGCAUCAAAAACGAAAACACUGACGACACCUACUUCGUGAACGAGGAGGACGAGAACCUGCCGCACUACGACGAGAAGAGCUGGUUCGUGGGCGACCUGAACCGCACGCAGGCCGAGGACCUUCUGCUGGGCAAGCCCGACGGGGCUUUCCUCAUCCGCGAGAGCAGCAAGAAGGGCUGCUACGCCUGCUCUGUGGUGGUGGACGGGGAGGUGAAGCACUGUGUGAUAUACAGCACCCCGCGGGGCUACGGCUUUGCAGAACCCUACAAUCUGUACAGCACUCUGAAAGACCUCGUCCUGCACUACCACCAGACCUCGCUGGUCCAGCACAAUGACUCCCUGAACGUGCGGCUGGCCUACCCCGUGUACGCACAGAUGCCCUCACUCCGCAGAUGAACCCGCCCCCCCUCUCACACCCCACACACAGCGACGACCAGGGGGGGGCUCAAGCUAACAAACAAAACAAAACAAAAAAAAAAAAAACACUUGCUGCAACACACACGUCAGCCACCUUGGAGUUAUAUAUAUUUUUACUAGAACAAUUGGAGGGCAUUCUUUCUAAAGACUGCUUGAUUUGCACAAGGAAAGUUGAAACAUUUGUGAAUGUGAAACGGAAGAAGCAGAAGAGGCGAGUUUCAGGUGACCGGCUGCUACCUAAACUCCAGCUGGGACUUUUUAACGCCACAUCUUAUCUUGAGUUCAUGUCCUUUUCAUCACCCCCUUUUUAUUUUGCUCAUUUUCUUUGUUCACUCCCUUUUUUUUUGUCGACUUAAACGCAAGGAAAAAGUAGUGUUUUAUUUUUCCCUCUUCGCGUUGAAAGCAAAAAAACUAUGUAGCAUUACAGACAACAGACACUUUUCCGGAUGUCUCUUUAUCACAGUGACGGCUGCUGAACACAGGGGGGCAAAAUAGAAAAUGUUUGUAGUCUUAAAGAAAAAAAAAGCUUGCUUUUAUACUAACGGUAGAGGAGAGUUUUGUUUCUUGGCUUCAUUAGGCUGGACUCUCAAAACUGGCUAAUUGUCUUAUUUUAAAAAAAAGCAGUCCAGUGCAGAGACCAAAGUUAGCAUGGGAGAAAAUCCACUGAAAUUUAAACUGAAAGAAGAAGAAGAAGCAGCAGAUUUAAUGCCAAUGCUUUGUUUAGUACCACACAUAAAAUGGAGUUUGGGCCGGUGCUUAAACACUUAAAGCUCUUUAAAAAUGUAUUGUUAACCAAAUUGUAAACACACGAAUGCUGAGUUUGAAGCACUUAUUUAAAAGAAACACUCCUGGAGCUGCACAUUUUUACACCAAAUUUUAGAACAUGAAGUAAAAGGAAAACCUGAAACCCUUUUUAUGUGUGGCUAAAAUAUAUAUGUAUAUGCUAAUGUCUGUUUGGGGGAAAAAAAAAACUUGGAUUUUUGUAUUCUUAAUAGAACCUACGAGAUAAGCUUUGAGAUAUGUAAAUGAAGCAGGAACAAUGGUUCAGAGUUGAAGAGAAACAUGCUUUAGGAGAUGAAAACUUGAAGAAAGUGCAAUCCAACAUGUAUUAUUAGUAGGGUAGGAGUCUACCGGAGAGCUGCACUAACCCUGCCCAGUGGCACAGAUGAGAGAUAAUCAAGGGCACAGUGAACCUUUGAAGAAAGAUUUUUAUACUGCUCCUAUUUAUAUUGGUGCUUGACUUUAUAACCAGUUGAAGCAUUUUGUUAAAAAGGUUUUAACAUUGGCUGCCUGUUUUGUUUAAACUCGUACAAUAAAAUGAAUAAAGGAAAGUGACCACAGGCGAAACGGCCGCGUAUGCAGUGACUUGACUUCCAGAAACAAAAAAAAAAACCUUAUUUUCAUAUUGGCUGCGGUGGCCUCUUCCUGGCCAUUGUCUUUUUUUCUGCUGCACUGGUGAGAUGAGGCUCCUGUGUGAAACAGCAGGGCAGGCUGGUUGGGGGAGCUGUUUCUAUGAGGAGCUUCCUGUCAUAGACAUGUGUGCCCAGCGGGCUUAGUA